AGCUAUUACAGUCUAACAACAGUGACCAAUAGAAAGAGAAGAAGAUCCAACAAAGCUGAGGACAGGAAGCAAACACAGUGGUUAGCAGCCAAAGGCUGUGAAUUUACAGUGAUUUCUAACUGGCUUCAGAUAGCUCCAGGAACUUGACUAACAAGGCAAACAAUGACUCUAAAAGUCUGUACAAGCCUUUUGCUCUUAUUCUUGGUCAAUUCUGCAUGGACUCGAACUGUGAGACAAGUUUAUGAUGAGCUGGAUCCUGACCAUUGGUCUCACUACACUUUUGAGUGUCCACGAGAGUGCUUUUGUCCUCCUAGUUUCCCCAAUGCAUUAUACUGUGAUAACAAAGGACUUAAAGAAAUACCUGCAAUCCCUGCAAGAAUUUGGUACCUCUAUCUUCAAAACAAUCUAAUUGAAACAGUUUCGGAGAAGCCUUUUGUGAAUGCCACUCAUCUGAGAUGGAUAAAUCUGAACAAGAAUAAGAUCACCAACAAUGGAAUUGAGAGUGGUGUGCUGAGCAAGCUGAAAAGGCUGCUUUACUUAUUCCUUGAAGAUAACGAAUUAGAAGAAGUGCCUGCUCCGUUACCAGUGGGCCUGGAACAGCUAAGACUGGCUAGAAACAAAAUCUCCAGAAUCCCAGAAGGAGUCUUCAGCAACUUGGAAAACCUCACUAUGUUAGAUCUGCACCACAACAGUUUGUUGGACAGCGCUCUUCAAAGUGACACCUUCCAAGGACUCAACAAUCUUAUGCAGCUCAACAUAGCAAAAAAUUCACUCAAGAAAAUGCCUUUAAGCAUUCCAGCUAACACACUGCAGCUGUUUUUGGACAACAACUCCAUUGAAGUGAUACCAGAAAACUACUUCAGUGCAAUACCCAAAGUGACUUUCCUUAGGCUGAACUACAAUAAAUUAUCUGAUGAUGGUAUUCCCCCAAAUGGGUUUAAUGUUUCAUCUAUUUUAGAUCUACAGCUGUCUCACAACCAGCUCACUAAAAUUCCACCAAUCAAUGCUCAUCUCGAGCACCUUCACCUUGAUCACAACAGAAUCAAAAGUGUCAAUGGUACUCAAAUAUGCCCAGUCUCAAUUGCCAUAGCCGAAGACUAUGGUUUUUAUGGCAACACCCCUCGCCUCCGAUACCUUCGCCUGGAUGGAAAUGAAAUUCAACCUCCAAUCCCAUUGGACAUCAUGAUAUGUUUCCGACUUCUUCAAGCUGUUGUCAUAUAAAGAUAUCACAGUGUCACUCUUGUGCUGUGAGAGUGCUAAGAUACAAGUUUUGCUGGAAUGAAACUUGUUCUAACUCAUAAAUCAAGAAGUAACAUCUUCAUUUUGACUUUAGUUUUUUCUUUGCUUGCAUCUUUUCUACAGCUGAAAAGAUUGUUCUUCUUUCAGAAGAGAUUUUGGAUGGACAUGAAAUACGUGCUUAGCACUAUCUAAGAAUUCCUAACACGAAUAUAUUGAAAAUCAUCUGUGUAAGAUCCCAAAUAUUCCAAAUCAAAUUCUUGUCUACUCCGUCUUUCUUGUCAAGUGCUAUAAUAUCUAUCCUGUUAACAUCAUUGCUAUGGACAAAUUAUA
Messenger RNA from Nipponia nippon (crested ibis), 1569 nucleotides. The record is from RefSeq and is a predicted model, not a curated record. Lineage: Eukaryota; Metazoa; Chordata; Aves; Pelecaniformes; Threskiornithidae.